CGGCGUGCCUCAGGAAGGGCGCCAGGACUGCGUUUUGCUCCCGGAGCUUCCAGGGUCCUGACCCUGAGCGAGAGUCGCAGUCGCUGAGGCUGAGCGUCAGGCAGGUAGAAGGUGCUCUUCUUGGGCUUCACAGGGAACCCAGGGGCUUCGGCCCAACCACGAGUACGCAGGCGGAUCGCCCUGGCCCUCACUCCUGGCCUCCGCGUCUCUGCCGUAGCCGAUGCUGACUGCGCGGCCGGUCCCGGGCCUGGUCUUCGUGGCUGGCCGCGUCUGUUUGUCCCAGGGCAGCGCGGGAUCCGGGGCCAUGGGUCCCGUGGAGGCCGCCAUUCGCACGAAGUUGGAGCAGGCCCUGAGCCCUGAGGUGCUGGAGCUUCGCAACGAGAGCGGUGGCCACGCGGUUCCGCCUGGCAGUGAGACGCACUUCCGCGUGGCCGUGGUGAGCUCUCGUUUCGAGGGGCUUAGCCCCCUACAACGACACCGGCUUGUCCACGCGGCGCUGGCCGAGGAGCUGGCUGGGCCAGUCCAUGCGCUGGCCAUCCAGGCGCGGACCCCCGCACAGUGGAGAGAGAACCCUCAGCUGGACGCUAGCCCCCCCUGCCUGGGUGGGAACAAGAAGACUCGAGGAACCCCCUGAACCCCAAGAGAGGAGGGGAGGACCGGGAUCCUAAUGGGCCGGGUGAGCACGAACUGCUGACGCCUUCCCCUUGAUACAGUCCAGGAUUUGUACGGGAUGAAGACCCCUGGGCCUCGUUCUCUUGGGGUCCAAACAUAUUCUUAGAAGAUAGCAACUUGUUUCAGGUCAAAGUGAACCCGAGGAAAGCAGAGCAUCACUCACUGCUGCUCUUGCCCUGGACUGUUCAGGAAGGGCAGGCAGUCCGGGUGGUCCAUGUUACAUCGUGAUAGAACUGCACCAGACCUGAGGAGCUGGAAACAAUCCUAUACAUUAAAAGAGAAAUUACACUGUGA
Saimiri boliviensis boliviensis (Bolivian squirrel monkey) is the source of this 966-nucleotide messenger RNA. It is a transcript of the gene BOLA1, whose product is annotated as bolA family member 1. Gene Ontology annotation, cellular component: mitochondrion. The record is from RefSeq and is a predicted model, not a curated record. NCBI's taxonomy places the organism in Eukaryota, Metazoa, Chordata, Mammalia, Primates, Cebidae.